This is a messenger RNA of Phytophthora sojae, 888 nucleotides long. RefSeq lists its product as hypothetical. The coding region runs from base 1 to 888 and encodes 295 amino acids. Lineage: Eukaryota; Oomycota; Peronosporomycetes; Peronosporales; Peronosporaceae. The record is from RefSeq and is a predicted model, not a curated record. Gene Ontology annotation, molecular function: protein binding. The transcript is spliced from 2 exons.
AUGACCGGUCUGCCGCUCCGCUUGUUGGCGUCGGCGCUCCGCCGUCCCGCGCGCUCCGCCGCCGCCUCCACCCGCCUCCUCUCGCUGCAGCGCUCUUCUGCUCGCCAACUGUCGUCUGCCGCCGCCGCCGCUGCUGUCGCUGCCGCCCCCAAGAGCAGCGCCGCCCCCGACUCGGACGCGCUGUCGCUUCUGGAGCUGUCCAUCGCCCAGCGCCGCCCCGCGCAGGCGCUCAGCCUCCUGGCGCAGCUUCAAGAACCCGCCGCCCCGCAGCUGCUGCAGAGACUGGCGCUGCUGCUGGCCAGGCAACGGAAGAGCCGCGGCCACGCUCUGCGCGCCUUCGAGCUCCUGCGCGGAGUGUACCGCGCGCCGGGCCUCAAGCCCGACGACUACACGCAGCUGGCGUCCAUCUACGUGCUGGACGCGUGCCUGCGCUUCCGGAUGCUGGACCAGGCCAUGGAGUUGUAUGAUGAGGCGGUGAACCAGGCAGUGGUGCUGGACUUGCCGUCCUAUGACGGACUGCUGACGGCCCUGCUGGACGCCAAGAGGGUGGAGGAGGCCACCGAGAUCCUGAGAGAAGUGCUGGGAGGAGACGACGUGUGCCCCGUGGAGCAGACCUUCAUGCCGGUGCUGGUGGAGCUGGUCAAGGCCAGGGAGUACGACGUCGCCACGGAGCUCAUGAGACAGGGACAAACGCGCGGCGUUGAAUUCACGAGCGAGACGUUCCACCCGCUGCUGGUGCUGGCGGAGAAGGACACGGCGUCCACCGACUCGCUGAUCAAGUUCCUGCAGUUCGUGGAGGACUCGUGGGAGGAGUACAAGGCCGUGGAGGACUUUGACCCGGAGGAGGACGACCUGGACGACCCGGAAAACCCCUUCCGCAGUCUGUAG